This is a messenger RNA of Erigeron canadensis, 4214 nucleotides long. RefSeq lists its product as uncharacterized. The transcript is spliced from 6 exons. The coding region runs from base 87 to 4055 and encodes 1322 amino acids. The record is from RefSeq and is a predicted model, not a curated record. Gene Ontology annotation, cellular component: nuclear membrane. Lineage: Eukaryota; Viridiplantae; Streptophyta; Magnoliopsida; Asterales; Asteraceae. Gene Ontology annotation, molecular function: protein binding.
UCUCAUUUCCCCCACCUUCCUUCAACGGUAUCAAAUUUCCCCCAAUUUCUCCAUUCCCCCCUAAAAAACCUUUCACCCAUCCAUCAAUGGAUGACAAAAUGAAGCAAAUACCAGCAUUCACAGUACUAAAAAACGGAUCCAUUCUUAAGAACAUCUUUCUAUUGCAUAAAUCCUCACUUGAAGACUCGGAUUCAGUCGACGAACAGAUUUUACUCGUCGGACGUCACCCGAACUGCAACAUCACUCUCGAACACCCUAGUAUUAGCAGAUACCACCUCCGUAUUCACUCCGAUCCUUCUUCUCGCUCGCUCUACAUCGUUGAUCUUUCAUCAGUUCAUGGAACAUGGGUGUCUGGGAAGAAGAUUGAACCAGGAGUUAAUGUGAGAUUAAAAGAGGGGGAUACGGUGAAAUUGGGUGGUUCUAGUAGGGUUUACGUCUUGCAUUGGGUUCCGGCUAGUGAAGCAUAUGAUCAUAAUGGACAGUUUGCGCCUGUGAUUUAUACGAUUAAAGAAGGGGAAGAUGAAACUAAUCAGGAUGAGAAACUUGAAACUCGUUCAUGGGAUGAUGAUCUGGAGUGUUCAGAUAUAUCGCUGUCUAGUAAGAGUCAUGGUUCACCUGUAACGAAGUUGAAUCCAUUUACGUUUUCUGGGCAGAGUUAUUUGAGUUCUGUUUGUGAUGAUGCUGAGAUAGAACAGUUGAGUUUGUCUUGUACUGGCAAUGAAAAUGAUGAAACUCUUGGCACUAUUUCGGUUAAGUCUCCAAGUGUUGUCUCAGGAACUAAAUCUGUGAUAGAUCAGUUGCAUUGGUUGAAUGAUAACUUGAGCAAUGAAUUCAAGAUGGUCAGUUAUGAGACCAAUAAAGAUGAUAUGUUUUGGGCGCCAAGCUGCUCAAAGUCUUCAUGUGAUGACACUGAGGCAGAACAGUUGAGUAAAUCUUGUACUAGCAAUGAAAAAGGUGAAAGCUCUGGCACUGUUUCGGUUAAAUCUCCAAGUGUUGUCUCGGGAACAAAAUCUGUGAUAGAUCAGUUGGAUUGGUUGAACGAUAACUUGAGCAAUGAAUUCGAGAUGCUCAGUUAUGGGACCAAUAAAGAUGAUAUGUUUUGGGUGCCAAGCAGCUCCAAAUCUUCAUGUACUAGCAAUCAAAACAGUGAAAUCUUUGCCAAAGUUUCUGUUCAGAGUCAACUUGUUGUCCCAGAAAGUAUACCUGCAAGAGAGAUUUACAGCAACCUAAACAAAUCAGAGGAUCAGAUGAAUUGGUUGAAGGAUGAUCUGAACAGUGAAUUUGAGCUGCAAAGUCACAGGAUCACAAAAGAGGAUGUGUUUUCCGGGGCCGGCUGCUCAAGUUUUUCCAGUGACGAUACUAAUGUAGAAGGAUUGAGUCCCUCUAAAACAGGCAAUGGAAAUGGCGAAAUCUUUAGCACAAUGCUGGUUAAGCCGUCACUAACCUCAGAAACUAUAUCAAUGAUGGAAGAGUCCAAUAGCCUAAACAAAUCCUUUGAUCUGCUGGAUUGGUUGAAGGACAAUUUGAGCAACGAGUUUGAGCUGCAAAAUUAUGAGGCCGUCAAAGAAGAUGAGUUUUCUGUGGCAGAAUGCUGGAAAACAGGCUAUGAAAAUAUUACUGUUCCAGUUCAGUCCUCACUUGUUGUCCCAGUAGCUAUAUCUGAGACAGAGUCUUGUGACAGCCGAAAGAAGUUAUCGGAUCAGUUGCAUUGGUUGAGGGAUAAUCUGAGCAAUGAAUUUGAGCUGCAAAAUCAAACGAUCAUCAAACAAGAUGUGUUUUGCCUGGCUGACAGUUUAAGUUCUUCCUCUGAUGAUACUGAGGUAGAACAAUUGACUCCAUCUAAAACAGGCAAUGGAAAUGCUGGACUCUUUAGCACUGUGUGCGUUGAGCCUUCACUUGUCUCAGAAACUAAUUCUGCAGCAAGAAUUUCUGACGACCUAAAGAUACCAGAAGAUAAAAGGAAUUGGUUGAGUGAUAAUUUGAGCAAUGAAUUUGUGUUACAAAAUAAUGGGAUUGCUAAAGAUCUGUUUUCUGGGCAAAGCUACUCAUAUUCUUCCUGUCAUGAUACCGAGGUAGAUGUAUCAGAGAUUUCUGACAGUUUAAACCGCUCAAAAGAUGAGAUGAAUUGGCUGAGGGAUAAUUUGAACAAUGAGUUUGCUCCGAAUAAUUGUGUGUCAGAGGGAGAAGAUUCAUUUUCUGGGCCAAAUUGCACAAAAUCUUCCUGUGAUGUUACAGAGUUAGAGCCCUCCAUUCCAUGGGAAACAUGCGAGGAAAAUGGUAGUGUCUAUGCAGCUGUUGCUAAUGAGGCCCCACUUGUCUCAGAAUUCAUAUCCGUAAAAGCGACAUCGGAUAGCUUGAACAAAUCAGAAGAUCAGCUCAAUUGGUUGAGGGAUAAUUUGAGCAUUGAAACCUUUGCCACUGUUUCUAUUCAGGCCCCACUUGUUGGCUCAGAAGCUAUAUCCGAAGAAGAGAUUUCUGACAGCCUAUACAAAUCAGAAGAUUGGAUGAAUUGGUUGAGGGACAAUCUGUGCAUUGAAUUUGAACAGCUCAGUUAUGACACUAUGAAAGAUGCUCGGAUUUCUAGCGAAAAGCAUGAAAAAGAUUCAUCAAAUCAAGACAUAGCAAGAAGCAUCGAAAGUGAUAUGUGCAAUGAAAGCGAAACCAUAAAUCAGCAGAAAGUUGACAAUUGCUCAGUUCCCAUGGCCCUUCUUGAUGGUGUAAACAAAGAUGGAGAUGUGUCUUUUCAGCCAAGUAGAGCAGGAGAGGCGGCUGUUAAUACGUGUUGUAAGUUUGAAGAAGAAAUGGAACGGGCAAAUACGACCGAUGUAUCAAUUCCUGUGGUUCUUGUUGAUGAUUUACAAAGCCAGGUGGACGAUAUAUGUGUCGAAUGUGAAUCGAUCGAUCAUGAGAUAAUGAAGAAAGAAUCAGUUUCAGUGGUUCCACUUGCUGAAACAUGUACAGAUCAAAAAGAAGCUUUUACUCCAGACGCAGCAAGAGCCAAAGAAGUCCCUAUCGAUCUGGAGGCAUUGAAGAAUGGAUCAGUUUUAAUGAAUCCGUUGGAUAGUUUAGAUGGAAAUAAAUUUGAGAUAUUUACUCCAGACAAAGAGAACAAGGAUCCAAAAGCUUAUUCUGUGAAAUCUUCUAAGAAAAGAUGGAUGGAAGAUGAACAUAAUAUAUCAAGCCACCACACAAUAUCGAAGACAGCUGUUAGGACUCCUACUGUCGACGAAGAAAAAUACAUUUUCAAUUUUCCUGCAGAGACUAAAAAUGUCUUUAUGCAGAAAUCAUUGAAUGUUAAAGAUAUGGCUGAUCCGUUGGUCUAUUAUGACGAAGCAUUCUUAUCUAACACAGAAAAAGAGACUGAAUCAAGACAAGGGAAAAUGGAGGGAAGUCUCAGUUCCAUCAAUUUUUCUCAAACUGUUCAAAAGGCCAUUGAUUCUACUCAUAACUUCCUCGGAGGAUCAAAGGAAAAUUGGAUCAUGAUUGUGGACAUUGGCAGCCUGCUAAAUGCAGAGUCUUUGAAGCACUUGACGCUCCUGGAAGGCCUUAAAGGGACUCGGCUUGUCAUACCCACAGCUGUCAUGAGGGAACUAAUGGACAUAGAGAUUCAAGAUACUUUCUUGAAAACGAGCACAAAAAAGGCUACUUUGGCAUUGAACUGGGUUGAGGAAUGUAUGGAGAGCACAAAGUGGUGGAUUCACAUGGACGAUGAAAUCCUUCUUUCACCAGAAGCAGAACCUCAUGUCCUUGAAACCGCCCUUCUUUUACGUGAAGAACUUACUGAUCAAAAGGUUAUAAUUCUUAGCAAUGAUCUCAACCUGAAGAUCAAAGCCAUGUCAGAAGGAAUUAUGUGUGAAGCAGCAAAAGAAUUUCAUAGGAGUCUGGUGAAUCCUUUUUCAGAGAGGUUUAUGUGGGCUGGAAGCUUGGCCAGAGGACGUACUUGGUCCUGUUUAGAUGAUGAUAUAUUGAGACAAAAAUACUAUGGGUGCAGUUUAAAUGGACCACAUAUGUUGAAGGGUUUGAAGCUAUUGGCACGCACGACAACUUUCCAGUGAAAGAUUCUGUUUACUGGCUAGUUAGCUUUAAAUUUCUGCUUGUGUGAAUCACGUUACAACUUAAAAAGAAGAGGUGAUAUACCAUCAUAGCUUGUCAUUAGUACAUGUUUGAGAUUGUUACAUACAGAAGAUUAUCAACAUUGAUCUCCUUUCCUUUAA